Molecule: messenger RNA, 3752 nt
Organism: Miniopterus natalensis
Lineage: Eukaryota; Metazoa; Chordata; Mammalia; Chiroptera; Miniopteridae
Gene: DCAF12
Product: DDB1 and CUL4 associated factor 12
Cellular component (GO): Cul4-RING E3 ubiquitin ligase complex
Molecular function (GO): protein binding
Source: RefSeq, a predicted model, not a curated record
ACCAGACAACCACCGGGAAUGGGCCGGCGGCCGCUCUGCAACGCCCGCGAACUCUUCUCGGAGCUUUAAACCCUGCCCCUCUAGUCCCGGCGGCGUCUCCUUGGCGACGCGCUGCGAACUGCGGCUGCGCAAGGGUGACGGCGCGCGGACGAGGGGGAGGGGGUGUUUUGGUUCUAGCCGCUCGCCGUCCUUUCCAGGCUCCGUCGUCGGGAAGCUUCUGGUUUCUGCUUUCUUUUCCCAUUCCCUUUCCUUUUCCAGACUCGGUCCUCCUUCCCUCUUUCCCUUUUGCCUGCUUCCCUAUUUCUACUGACGCCCCGGGUCCGGGCCAUUUUCCGGGCCGGGCACUCUAAGGUGCACGGCCCCGGGGCCCGGUAUAUGACCCGCCGUCUUGGUACCCCUCGCUUCCCCCGCCCCAUGUGGCUGCGGGGCCCCGGCGGCGCUGCCCACUAUGGCCCGGAAAGCAGUUAGCAGGAAGCGGAAAGCGCCAGCCUCGCCGGGAGCUGGGAGUGAAGCUCAGGGCCCGCAGUUUGGCUGGGAUCACUCCCUUCACAAAAGGAAAAGACUUCCCCCAGUGAAGAGAUCCUUAGUGUACUACCUGAAGAACCGAGAAGUCAGGCUACAGAAUGAAACCAGCUACUAUCGUGUGUUGCAUGGUUAUGCAGCACAGCAGCUUCCCAGUCUCCUGAAGGAGAGAGAGUUUCAUCUUGGGACCCUUAAUAAAGUGUUUGCAUCUCAGUGGCUGAAUCAUAGGCAGGUGGUGUGUGGCACAAAAUGCAACACGCUCUUUGUAGUGGAUAUCCAGACCAGCCAGAUCACCAAGAUUCCCAUUCUGAAGGACCGGGAGCCUGGAGGUAUAACCCAGCAGGGCUGUGGUAUCCAUGCCAUCGAGCUGAAUCCCUCUAGAACACUGUUAGCCACUGGAGGAGACAACCCCAACAGUCUUGCCAUCUACCGGCUGCCUACACUAGAUCCUGUGUGUGUAGGGGAUGAUGGUCACAAGGACUGGAUCUUUUCAAUUGCAUGGAUCAAUGACACUAUGGCUGUGUCUGGCUCACGUGAUGGUUCUAUGGGACUUUGGGAGGUGACAGACGAUGUGUUGACCAGAAGUGAUGCAAGGCACAAUGUGUCACAGGUCCCUGUGUAUGCUCACAUCACUCACAAGGCCUUAAAGGACAUCCCCAAGGAAGACACAAACCCUGACAACUGCAAGGUCCGUGCUCUGGCCUUCAACAACAAGAACAAGGAAUUGGGAGCAGUAUCUCUGGAUGGCUACUUUCAUCUCUGGAAGGCUGAAAAUACACUGUCUAAGCUCCUCUCCACCAAACUCCCAUAUUGCCGUGAGAAUGUGUGUCUGGCUUAUGGUAAUGAAUGGUCAGUAUAUGCAGUGGGCUCCCAAGCUCAUGUCUCCUUCUUGGAUCCACGGCAGCCUUCAUACAACAUCAAGUCUGUUUGCUCCAGGGAGCGAGGCAGUGGGAUCCGGUCAGUGAGCUUCUAUGAGCACAUCAUCACUGUGGGCACAGGGCAGGGCUCCCUGCUGUUCUAUGACAUCCGAGCUCAGAGAUUCCUAGAAGAGAGGCUCUCAGCUUGUUAUGGGUCCAAGCCCAGACUAGCAGGGGAGAAUCUGAAACUAACCACUGGCAAAGGCUGGCUGAAUCAUGAUGAAACCUGGAGGAAUUACUUUUCAGACAUUGAUUUCUUCCCCAAUGCUGUUUACACCCACUGCUACGACUCAUCUGGAACAAAACUCUUUGUGGCAGGGGGUCCUCUCCCUUCAGGGCUCCAUGGAAACUAUGCUGGGCUCUGGAGUUAAUGACAACUAAUUCUCUCCCAAAAUGCAGAGAUUUACACUAACUUCCAUCCUCUGUUUCCUUGUUUCUUCUUUUGUUUUUUUCCAAUUGUGUGAGGCCCUCAUAUUUUAGUGGGAACACCAGAGUUUGCCUAUGGUUUAGGUUCUUGUCAGAAAGAAGCUCUAUAUAGAAAUCUGAAGGUUUUGUUUGUUUUUUCCCUUUUUGGUAAUCAGAAUUUCACUUUACUAUGUUUUUUCUUUCUGGCUUCUUAACCAAACAUUUUUAGUCCCUAUUUGUAUUUUUUUUUUUUUCAAGUGACACACACUUUUCCCUCUCUGAUUUCUUUAGGCUGACUUAGUCGUUCUUACCCUUCACUGUUGAGAGGUAGGGCUCCUUUACAAUUAUGUGGUUGCUGUCAGACUUUCUGUGAAAGUUUGGGGGCUGUGUGUGCCUGUGUGUGUGUGUGAACUUGUGUACCUGAAAGUACUGUGUGUUACUGAAAGUACCUGGAGUGAGGAUUACUUGCAAUUAAAAUAUUUAUAAAAGAAACAACUUUGUUCACAGAGUCCAGCUUUGGGACUAAUCUUUAUCUUGUUUUUUAAAGUCUAAUAACACUGAUUAUAGAAAGUAAAAACAGAAAGAAAAAUCAGGAAACCUUUUGAGUUAGAUUGUCGACUUCCUGGGGACUCUUGUGCCAGGACUCCAAAGUGAUCCAUCCCUUACCUGCCUUCCCAUCUGUGUGUCCCCCCAGGUGAGAACACUUAUGUUUAUGUGUCACUUCUACUUCAACUUCCUGUCUCCUUAGCCAGUGUGGCCACUCCCCUAAAACAUCAGUCUCCAUCCAAAUGCAGCUCUAGAGGCUGCAGAAGGCUUGGUAGAACAAGGUAAAGAGAAUCCUCAUCCUAACCUCCUUCACCCUCCCCUCAGAGAAGACCUGAUCUGCUAUCUCAGGGGCCUGGAGCUGGGGGCCUCAAGUCAGCUAAAAUUAGCAUAGUCAGUCCCCUUGGCUUUGAGGAGAAACUUCUCCUUUGCCUUUCUUCUAGUCUUCCCAAUGGGUUUUACUUUUGUUUUCCAAACUGGGUUCAGUCUCCAGGAGGGUAGGGACUAAUAGGGAUUUUAUCUGUGUGUAGAGGGCUUCAUGUGUGAAAUGUCUGUUUUCUUAAUACAGCGGGGCUGGGGUUGAAGCCACCUCUCCCACUCUGUUGGCUCAGCACUAAGGUGGUGAUGGCGUGGCCUACAGCCACCAGCGUUGUGCAUGUUAAAAACUUUGAUGUGAUUAGUAUUUUGUUCCUCCCUUGAACUGUCUAGUCUGAGGUUUUUAAACUUGCAGGCAACUGACUGAUCGUGAUGUCCAGUUAUUCCUUGCUUUUUAUGCAUCAUGUUGCAGAUAACAGCUAUUUCUACCCACAAAUUCCUCCUCCAUUUGAAGUACAUACUCUGCUUCUGUCAACAGCCCAUUCUGGGGAAAGGAAAAGUCAUAAUUAUUCCUGCACUCCAGGUUCUAAGUUGUUCUCCUAGUCACCCCUUUCUGUUCCGGGUGUAAGUAGGGAGAUUGAAAAAGAGUGUCUUCUUGAUGAUGGGAGCUGGUGGGAGGGAAAUCAGUAAGUCACCGUAUCUUGGCAGUACAAUGCAUACACCACAGGUUCUAGAAUUCUCAUCUUCUAACUUAGAGAAAUAGGUGCUAUAAACAGGGAAUUAAGCAAAAUGCUGGAUGCUGUAGGUCUUUUAAUUGUCUUAAUUUUUUUCUAUUAAACUAUAGGCUUUAGAUUUCUUAGUUCUCACAAGAGCUUUUAAACCAACUUGUAUAUUUAAAAAAAAAAAAUCUUAAGUUCUUAAAUAGGAUGUUUUGUACUGUUGCCAGACCCUCUUCUGUGAUGGGUAAUGCGUUUGAUUGAGUUUUUGUUUUAAAAAAUGUAGCACUUGACUUUUUGCCAAGUAAAAAAAUAAAUAUUAUUCCAGUGCAAA